Molecule: messenger RNA, 2179 nt
Organism: Pseudovirgaria hyperparasitica
Lineage: Eukaryota; Fungi; Ascomycota; Dothideomycetes; Acrospermales; Acrospermaceae
Exons: 6
Coding region: 358-1836 (492 amino acids)
Biological process (GO): G protein-coupled receptor signaling pathway
Cellular component (GO): cytoplasm
Molecular function (GO): guanyl-nucleotide exchange factor activity; G-protein alpha-subunit binding
Source: RefSeq, a predicted model, not a curated record
CGUUCUCAUGACAAAGCCUGUAUCCACUGAACAAUGUUUGGACAGGAGACAGAGUCACGCGCCGUGACAGCUCUGUAUGCUACUCGUCACAUGCGCCACCCUUGACUUUGUUGCAGGCCUCAUCGGCUGCCUUGCUGGAAAUUCUGACCCUGGACAUUGCGCCUGGCUGAGGGCUGAUUAGCGAGAGAACGCCUCAAUGAAAGAUGGAUGAUGGGCCUUGAGGAAUCCUUUUAACUACUCGUGUUAAAUCAACUUGAUAUCCCAUCUGUGUAAUACGGUGUUCGUGCGGGGCAUUGCUCUCCCAGAUUUGCACUGUGUCCACUAGUCAGUCCCACCGCCUCCUCGCUGCCCGUACUGAUGGGCAUUCGCCGCCCCAGUCGUUUCAGGGCUCUCGCAACUGUUCCUCAAACUUACCCAGCCAAUGUUGCGAUGGCCUCCAUGAUUGAAAUGAAGUCCAGUAGCGGACAGGAUAAAUUGCAGGAGGUAACGGAGAUGCUAAAUAUGCUGCGCGCCGACCUCACCGAGAUGAAUCUUCUACCACAACAGAGAAAUGAAGCAUUGGAGAAGCUCAAGGUUCACGGCCGGUCCGUUGAAAACGCCGAUCCAAUAUUCACCAAAGAGGGCAUCGAUACGCUGUGUCGACACGGCUUUCAUAGCCCAUCUACUACGACUUCCCGCGAAGCUCUCCGCUGCCUAGCCAAUGCUCUACUCCUACAGACCGAAACCCGCCAAAUAUUCGUUGAUUUGGGAUUCUCAGAGAAAGUCUGCGAACUUCUGAAAAGCGACAACCGCGACGAUGAGUUCCUCGCAUCCCGCAUACUAUUCCUCACAACUUAUGGGACGAAUCUGGAUUUUGAAAAACUCAUGAGAGAUAGUCAGUUGGCCGAGACAAUAAACCAGAAUAUAGCACGACAUUCGAAACGGUAUCCCAAGUCAGGGCGACGCGCUUCUUCUAUAGCGUCCCCGAUGGAAGACAUGGCGUUGUCCGAAACAUUGAAACUGAUGUUCAAUAUCACCAACUUCUACCCUGACUUGGCCGAGAUGUUUUCGAAAUCGAUCGCGCAUAUCUUCAAGAUACUUUUUCGCACUCGUAUUCCAACUCCGCCCUUGCAUCCGCCUGUAUGUUACCUCGUCAACGCAUUGAUGAAUCUCGACCUAGAGGGAAAGAAAGGAAGCCAGCCACUCGCCGUUAAUCCGGUGUUUCCAAAAUUUGAUCAGAAGCUCAACGCGGAGCACCUGAUCAAAAUUCUCGAUAUGGCCAUCACUCAGUAUCCGGAAAAGGAGCUAGAUACAGUUGCAGCACCUGUACUGGUACUUAUCCGGAGAGUGUACGAGUUCGCUCCAGACACUGUCAAACGAUAUAUGCAGUGUUUAUUAUUACCAACGGAUGAGGAGAGAAACAUGCCUCUCGGGCAAUCUGACACACUUUCUUCCCGGCUAUUACGACUAUCAACUUGCCCUUCCACUCCGAACCUUCGAGAGUCUAUAUCUGCUAUGUUUUUUGAAAUUUCUGGUAAAGAUGCGUCAACAUUUGUCAAAAAUGUUGGCUACGGCUUUGCCUCAGGCUUCUUAAUGAGCCACAAUAUUGCAGUACCUGAGAACGCAUCAGACGCUUUCAGUAGCCAAACGGAGGGUACACCAAUCAACCCGAUUACCGGGCAGCGUCUUGAUGCGGAAGCCAUCGAGACUGGACCAGAGAUGACUGAAGAGGAAAAGGAAAGGGAAGCAGAAAAAUUGUUCGUCCUCUUCGAAAGAUUGAAGAAAACGGGUGUCAUGAAUGUGAGAAAUCCCGUGGAGCAAGCUGUACAAGAAGGCCGAUUCGAGGAAUUGGAUUGAGAUUCAGCUCUCUUCAGACUCUCUUGUGCCUAGGCAGCAUUCGGCGAUUGAGGCGAAGCAUGGCUUAAGGUUCCGGCAGCUGCAGGCGUUGGUACGGCAUUGGCGGCGUUUCGUUCAUCUAUCACUUGUACUAUAUAUUAUAUAUGUACGAGACGCGUCGAGAAAUUGCGCUGAGACAAGCAAUCGACAAGAUUGGAGGUGGUAGUGCUGAAUUCCUCCGUUAGAGUUGUUGUGUACGUUGGUGUUAUGUGUCUAGGUAGUGUAGUCACGCCGGUGCCGAAAAGCUAGUUAGCAUGGAUAACCCUUGAUGCGGCAUGGGAAAGAUCCAAGUCAGAGUUGCCUU